AGAGCCGAAAGCGUCUGUUCAUAUAUACACACAUACACCCAGAAUCAAUGCAAAGUCUAUUCCUCUCUUUACGUCUCUCUUCGUUUCUGGCGAUUCGAUUGGCUCGCCGGAGGAUUGAGUUACUGGACGGAGAGGGGGUCCCGGCGGCGGGUGGAACGAGCCUACUCUUCGGGGAGAUCUGAUAAUGUUGGAGUAGAGAACGGGGAAUUCAGGUUUGUGGGUAUCUUGUCUCGUUAAUUUUGAUGGCUAAUUUAAUGUGAAAAUUUUGAUUCGAGCUUAGGGUUUAAAUUCUGUGCAUUGAUGGAGGAGAGUGUGAGAUCAGGGGGCGUAGUGAAGAAGAAAAGCUCUUCUGGUUGUUUAAUUAUUAGGAAAAAGGAUGAUAGAGUUGGGGGAAUGGGAAUGGGAAUGGGAAUGGGAGGGAUCGGUCCUUCAGGAUCUUUUCAGAAGGAUAGGAAGAGACCCAGGAAGAUAAUGAUGAAUGAUUCAGAGUCUAGUGAUGAGUUGCCCGAACCGAAUUCCCAUAAUGGUUCAGUUAUGUAUAGGAGUGGGGUUGAGGACAAGGGAAUUUUUCGUAGGAAUGGGGAGAUUGAGAAUGAUCGGAAGAGGAAUAGAUUAGGGUUAGAGUUCAACGGGUAUAACGAAUUUGAUAGGAGGAAUGAGUAUCGAGAGGAGAGGUUGAGGAUGAUGGGAGGAAUGGGGAGUUUGAGGGAAUUUGAAAACGGGCCUGUUAGGGAUGUGAUGAUCGAGAAGAGGAAGCACUCGUAUUUUGAUAGUUCGGGUUCGAGUAAUAUGGUGAGUGCUAGGGCUAGAGGGGUCGAUUAUGGUGCUAAGAACAGGUACGAGCAGCAUGAGGAUGAAGUACAUUGUCCCAUCUCAUCGAUGAGGUUGAAGUAUCAGGAAGCAUCCGAUGAGCCAAUUAGGGUGCAGGGAAAAAAUGGGGUACUGAAGGUUAUGGUAAAUAAGAAAAAGAAGAUGGAUUUAUUGCAUAAUAAUGAAUUCAAGAAUGUUGAAAACCGGAAAGCUUCAAUGUCUCAUGUCAAGAAGGAGCCAAGAGUCCAGCCGGCACUUUUUGCUGACUAUAAACACUCUGACUUGCGACCUUUGCCCAUUGAGAGGGAGAAAAGUGAGCUGAAAUCUCAAAAACCGCUCCGGGAAGAAACUACUUCGACUGCAGAUUCAGAAACAGAUGGAGCUCGUACACCACAUAAAGUGGCACCGCUAAGUUCUGAGACUGGUUGCUCAGUGAAACGGGUAAAAGAGGAAGAAAUUAGACCCUCAGCUUCAGCCGCUGAAACUCUUUCGGCAGUCAACAAGGAUGGAAAAGUUAAACGCGGGGGAAGCACUGAAAAGCAGCAGCUACGCGAGAGAAUUAGGGGAAUGCUGAUUGAAGCUGGGUGGACUAUUGAUUAUAGACCAAGAAAGAACAGAGAUUACCUAGAUGCUGUGUAUAUUAGCCCCAGUGGAACGGCUUAUUGGUCAAUAAUUAAGGCUUAUGAUGCGUUUCAAAAACAUUUGGAGGGAGACACUGGUAAAAAUAAAUCUGAUGGUAUCUCUGCUCCAUUUGCUCCUUUGUCAGCAGAUUUAAUAAAUAAGCUAACAAGGCAAACUAGAAAGAAAAUUGAAAAAGAAAUGAAAAAGAAGAAAAAAGAUGAAAGUGCAAGUAGUAAGAAGAAGGCAUUAGUGAAAGAGCAUGCAGAAGGCACAGACAGUGAUCAGCAUGAUGAGAGACUUGAUAGCUAUAUAAAGAAGAAUGGUAAGCCACUUAAAGGCAAAUUUCAUGCAACCAAGCAAAAGAAUGAGGAUAAAAAAAAUUAUAAUGCCUCGGAAAGUGGGAGGCUUAAGCAAGACAUGGUUGUGAGGUCCACUACAGCACCUACGAGAAAUAUAAUCCUGGGGAAGAAAAGCCAAAUAAUUGGGAGGUGUACUCUGUUGGUCCGCAGUUUUGAGAAAGGAGAAAACCCUGAAAAUGAUGGUUAUGUUCCAUUUUCUGGAAAAAGAACUUUGUUGGCCUGGAUGAUAGACUCUGGGACAGUGAAACUGAGUGAAAAGGUUCAAUAUAUGAACCGUAGAAAAUCACGGGUAAAGCUAGAAGGUUGGAUCACGCGAGAUGGUAUUCACUGUGGUUGCUGUAGUAAAAUUCUUACAGUUUCCAAGUUUGAGCUCCAUGCAGGGAGCAAACUUCGCCAACCAUUUCAAAACAUUGUUUUAGAGUCUGGAGUUUCUCUAUUGCAGUGCCUUAUAGAUUCAUGGAAUAGGCAAAAGGAGUCCGAAUGCCGAGAUUUCUAUGCUCUAGGCAUUGAUGGCGAUGAUCCAGAUGAUGACACUUGUGGUGUCUGUGGUGACGGUGGGGAUCUGAUCUGUUGUGAUGGCUGUCCAUCAACUUUUCAUCAGACCUGUCUUGGUAUAGAGAUGCUUCCUCCUGGUGAUUGGCAUUGCCCAAAUUGUACAUGCAAAUUUUGUGGGGUUGCCAAUGGGAAUCUUGCUGAAGGCAAUGAGGAUGCUGAUGAGCUUUUAUUUUGCGACCUCUGUGAGAAAAAAUAUCACAAAUCAUGUGGACAAGAGGAGAAUGCUUUGCCUAUGAAUACCAAUAACGUUUCUACUUUUUGUAGCAAUACAUGCCAAGAGCUUUAUGAUCAUUUACAGAAGAUUCUUGGUGUCAAACAUGAAUUAGAGUCAGGAUUCUCAUGGUCUCUCAUCCAAAGAUCAGAAUUGGACUCUGAUACCUCACAUCGUACUUUUCCCCAAAGGGUUGAAAGCAAUUCUAAGUUGGCUCUCACAUUGUCUAUCAUGAAUGAGUGUUUUUUGCCCAUUGUGGAUCGAAGAAGCGAGAUCAACAUAAUUCAAAAUGUCGUUUAUAACUGCGGUUCAAAUUUCAGUCGUCUCAAUUAUCGUGGCUUCUACACAGCAAUCUUGGAAAGGGGUGAUGAAAUCAUCUCUGCUGCAUCUAUAAGGAUCCAUGGGACACAACUUGCAGAAAUGCCAUUUAUUGGGACUCGCUACAUAUAUAGGCGCCAAGGGAUGUGCCGACGGCUAUUGUCUAGUAUUGAGAUGGUCCUCUCUAGUCUAAGAGUAGAGAAAUUGAUCAUUCCUGCUAUAUCUGACAAUAUGAAUACCUGGACCUCUGUGUUUGGUUUCAAAAAACUAGAGGAAUCACACAAACAUGAAAUGAAAUCCAUGAAUAUGCUGGUGUUUCCAGGGACUGAUAUGUUACAGAAGCAGCUAGUGAUGCAAGAAGCAUCAGACGGCUUGAAAUCUGUUGAGCUUGGACUGGUAGAAAAACCCAGAAUUCGUUUGUCUGCCAAGCACAAGGGAGAUGUGUGCAAUGACAGUGAUUUGCGGGGCAUGAAACAGAAUCAUGCCGUGGGUGAAAGGAUGGGUUCGGGAUCUUCAGCUUCAGAUGUUCAUAUGCAUGACGUUAUGAUGGUUAGACCUCACAACAGUUCUUGCGUCUCUAGUACCAAAUUGUCCAGUAAGAAGACAUCAUCGACCAAAUCAGAUGGCGGGAAAAAGGUCUCUAAAUCCUCCACCACCUUAAAGCAUGCCUCUAUAUUAGGUGAAAAAGCAGACGAAUCUUCUUCCAGGAGUGCGGGAGAGGGAGCUAAUGAAAAUCCGAAUCAACUUUCUGUUUCGGGUAUUUGUGGCAAUAAGGAGGAGACUGUCUUACGAUCUAAUUCUGAAUCAGAUCACCGAGCUAAUUCAGAGGCUUCAUCUGAUGCAGAAAUGAUGCCUAUCAAUCGGGAUCUCUCGUCCUCAUUGGAGCCUUCUGGGAAACCAGACUUGAACCAAUCUCAUACGCCUGAUGACAUGAAAGGCGUGGAAGAUUUCUCAAGGAAAACUUCAUCCCAAAAUGCAGGCAACUCUAACAUGAACCGACAAAUCUCCCCAAAUGUGAAAAGUAACCUAACCAUGACUUCAGAACUCGAGUCUGAAACCAAAGGCCCCUUAGCCGAGGGGACUGUCCCUGGUGCCAUGCCCGGAGUUUCUGCUCAGUGUUGUGCGGAGGAAAUGAUGACUGAGAAAGAUAGUAAAAUGUGCUUCAAACAUGAUCUAAAUCUGCAAGCUGACAUGAUUAAGGAAUGAAAUUGUUGUAGCUCCAGCCUGAACUCUCCUUCCCAUUCAGUGUAAAUGUAAUGAAUAGAGUGAAGUAGUAGAUGCCUUUUGAUGAUGAAGUCAAUGCAGAAUCUGGUUAUUUUGAGCCAAUUCUUGAUUCC
Ipomoea nil (Japanese morning glory) is the source of this 4211-nucleotide messenger RNA. Its product is annotated as increased DNA methylation 1-like. Gene Ontology annotation, molecular function: acyltransferase activity, transferring groups other than amino-acyl groups; transcription corepressor activity. Gene Ontology annotation, biological process: negative regulation of DNA-templated transcription. The record is from RefSeq and is a predicted model, not a curated record. The transcript is spliced from 10 exons. Bases 301 to 4080 code for a protein of 1259 amino acids. NCBI's taxonomy places the organism in Eukaryota, Viridiplantae, Streptophyta, Magnoliopsida, Solanales, Convolvulaceae.